Amoebophrya sp. A120 is the source of this 2469-nucleotide messenger RNA. The record is from the annotation of a GenBank genome assembly. Lineage: Eukaryota; Dinophyceae; Syndiniales; Amoebophryaceae.
GCGCAACAAGUAAAUAUCUACCACCUCGGACAGUUCAUUCAAGAGCAUAUAUCUCCUUUAUUUGUCCCGGCGGUGCGCCUUGCAAGAAGUACUCUGAACGAGAGACGUAGUUGGGAAAAAUAUAAUAUUUUGAAACUAGCUACUACGUCGAAACAAAAAUGGAGAAACAAGUUGAGAACACCGACUUCUAUGCGAACUACCACGGGCACACCGUGAACGAUCAUAUUAUAUGGAGACAACGGCGAUUAUAUGGAGGACAACGGCGAUUAUAUGGAGGAAGAUGAAAACACGCCGCAGCACACGAUCAGGAGUGGUUAGCAUCCGGCCACCUCGUACUUCGAAAAAACUUCAAAAAGACUUCAAAGAUGAGUUCAGUGCGAGUUCAAUACGAACGCCGACAAAAUCCUAUAUUUACCAUAAAGUCAUUUGACCUGUUGCAAAAUCGAAGAGAGCCAGCGUCUCUGUCGAAAGUCAGCUGACUUUGCGUGGAGUUUGCAAUAACUCAAAUGACUUUUUGCGGAAUUUGCACCAAAAAAAGUCAAUUGACUUUGUGCUAAUUUCAUGAAAAGUCAAAUGCCUUUUCCUGAAUUCGGCUCAUUUCAAAGACAGGCAGCAAAAGUUUGAAGAAUGUGCCCAAUUUUUUUGCAGAAGUCAGUUGACUUUUCUGGAAAUUAGCAUAAAGUCAAUUGACUUUUUUUGAUGCAAAUUCCGCACAAAGUCAUUUGACCUUACCUGGAAGUUGUCAGAAGUCAAGUGACCUGCGCCCUUUUUGAAGUCAACGGAUUUGGGCAAAUUAUUGAACUCGGAUUGAACUCGUAAUGAACUCGCUUUUGAGCUCGUGCUCCGGUCUUUUUGAAAACUCUAAAAGUACGAGGUGGUCCCGUGCUAAGAGUCCCGGACAACGGCUAAGAGUCUAAAAGUACGAGGUGGUCCCGUGCGAAGUACGAGGUGGUCCCGGACAACGGCGAUUAUAUGGGGGAAGAUGAUGAAAACACGCCGCAGCACACGAUCAGGAGUGGUCCUUCGCAAAGUCAUGGACGAAAUAAAGGCGCCCGGACCCGGAGGACCUCCAACGAGGUGUCAAUGUCGCCGUCGGACCAGGAAACCGUAGCACCGGAAGAAGAGGAUAGCCACUACGUCGAGGAGGAAGUAGACUACAGCAGUCCGCGCCAAACACAGCAGGACCAUUUAUCCCCCCGAGCUGCUGAAAGACGACACGGAAAUUGACUUCCAAGACACGACGGGCAACAUGGUUUACCAGUUUCUCGUAGUGACCCAAGAAUCGCUGGACGAAGAGGUAGCGGAUGCGCUGCGAAGAAAAGCCGUGGAGAGGUUGGAGAAGCAAAAGGACAACAACUUCAUGACAUGGAAAAACGUCUACGACAUAGACCAUUUGUCAGGUUCUCCACUCAACGCACCAUCGCAUUAUGUUUACGUUCCACCGGGAGUUUCUGGAAACAAUGGCAAUCCAGUGGUGACGCCCGAGAACCUCCACACUCUGCCAAUCAGCCAGUUAUCUUUUCUGCCCGCGGUAUGGGAACAAUAAAGAAGCAUCAUGACAAUCAUUUUUCUUUGCAAGUUUGGCAUUUGUGAGGCAUCCAAGAAAUUUCUUGUUUGGCAGAACCACACCUAAAGUUUGAGUUUAAAGCUUUUCCAGAAUUUGAAUUUAUCGUAUUGCAAAAGCAAAAAUGCGCAAGAAACGUGAUUGCGAUGGUGUUUUUUUCUUGGAUAUGCAAUCAGAGUGCGCAACUUCGAGGAGGACUUACUGGUCCGUCCCGGCGAGCCCGAUUUGAAGUGGAUCCAGCGAACGGGGGACCUGCUCCUCAAACUGUCGCUGGACGAGGCGCGGAGCUUCGUGUACGACGGUUGGUGCGUCCGCAUGUACGAAAUGAACAAAGACCUGUUCAAGCUUGACCAAAUGAAGCGGUUCCUGGAGUUUCGCCCCGGGGACGAGCGGACCAUCCUGCGCCUCUGCGAGGGUCUGCCCCUCUGCCCGCUUGGGUUUCCCUCGGAGGAGCUGCAGCGGAUGAUGCUCUCCGGGUUCCUAUGCAUUUUUGCAAAGUAACGUCCUAGUAUAAAUUGCAUGUACAAAUUUCGGCAAGAAGAAAAGUGGAAUUUGUAAUGCUGUUUCACCGUAGGAGGAAGAUUUGUCAUGCAUAUUUGCAAUUAGUACGAGUGCGAUACUUUUGCACAGCAUAGCUCCACCGGAAUCACAAUUUGAAUCUGCUGAUCGCCCUGUUGGAGCUGCCGGCGAGUGAGUGGUCCAAACACGAGCAGGAGUUGAAGUGUCGGUGGUUCUGCCCAUUCUACCGGGAAGAUUUCGCGGAAUGGGUGGUGGCCGGGUGUCUCGCCAGCAUCAUCAGCUACGACCAGGCCACGCGUCACCCGGCGCCGGACAUUCUGCGACUCUGGCAGGUCGCGCGGAAGGCCGCAGGGUAUCCGGAGUAUUCAUGUACUACUUUCGCGUAG